This is a messenger RNA of Mesoplodon densirostris (Blainville's beaked whale), 5436 nucleotides long. It is a transcript of the gene LRIG1, whose product is annotated as leucine rich repeats and immunoglobulin like domains 1. Lineage: Eukaryota; Metazoa; Chordata; Mammalia; Artiodactyla; Ziphiidae. Gene Ontology annotation, molecular function: protein binding. The transcript has 19 exons. The coding region runs from base 650 to 3973 and encodes 1107 amino acids. The record is from RefSeq and is a predicted model, not a curated record.
GGGGCCUCGGGGAUUGGCCGGGGCUGCGCCCCGGGGAGGCGAGCUGCUAGCGGUUGAUUGUUCAGCUGCGAAGUGUGCGGGGUUCUCGCAGAGCGGAGGAGCCGUGCGGAGCCCGGAACUGCGUGCGCGCGCUCUGCCUUUGGCGCUGGGACAGCGAGGCGCACCGGGCCCUUGAGCAGUGCGGGGUUGGCCGCGCCGUCCAGCCCGGAGUCUGCAGCUGGACGCUCGUAGCGGCGAGGAAGAUGCCCACGGGCGCAGAGCUCCGGCUGCGAGCCUGAGCGCCUUCCUCGCAGCGGCGGCGGCACUUGGCGUGCACGGGGCCUCCGAAACCCGGCCAGGAGCGCGGCGGGAGAACGAGGAGCGCCGGCCAAGCACCCUUUGCCCGGAUCCGUGGGGUUCGCAGCGGGCACGGGCGGGUCGGCCCGGAUGGGCGCGGGGUUCGCGGCCCCCUCCGGGCGCUGCGGAGCGGCUCGUGCACCGGGGGCCCGCUGAACGCCGGAGUCGCCGCCGCAGAGAGAACUUGUGCCGGCGGCCAUGUCCCGGCGCGGAGCCUAGUGCUGAGCAGAGCCCCCGCUGGCCCGCCCGCGCCUGCGGUCGCCCCGGACCUCGCAGCCCCAGCGCCGGGAGUUCGCUGCGCGCUCCAGACAAGAUGGCGCGGCCGGUCCGGCGAGCGCUCGGGGCCCCGCGCCGGUCGCCUUGUCUUCUCCUCCACUGGCUGCUGCUGCUGCUGCUGGUGCUGCUUUGGCUGGAGCCCGCAUCGGCCGCGGCCGGCCCGCGGGCGCCCUGCGCUGCCGCCUGCGCUUGCGCUGGGGAUUCGCUGGACUGCGGCGGGCGCGGGCUGGCGGCGCUGCCCAGGGACCUGCCCGCCUGGACACGGAGCCUAAACCUGAGUUACAGCAAACUUUCUGAGAUUGAUCCUGCUGGUUUUGAGGACUUGCCGAAUCUACAAGAAGUGUACCUCAGUAACAAUGAGUUGACAGCCAUACCGUCGCUCGGUGCUGCUUCAUCCCGUAUCCUCUCUCUCUUUCUGCAACACAAUAGGAUCCGCAGCGUGGAGGGGAGUCGGCUGAAGGCUUAUGUUUCCUUGGAAGUGCUGGAUCUAAGCUCCAACAACAUCACAGAGAUCCGGAGCACCUGCUUCCCACACGGGCUGCCCAUAAAGGAGCUCAACCUGGCGAGCAACCGGAUCAGCACCCUGGAGUCGGGAGCAUUUGAUGGUCUGUCACGGUCGCUGCUAACGCUUCGGCUGAGCAAAAACAGGAUCACCCAGCUUCCUGUGAAAGCAUUCAAGUUACCCCGGUUGACACAACUGGACCUCAAUCGGAAUCGGAUUCGGCUCAUCGAGGGCCUGACGUUCCAAGGGCUCGACAGUCUGGAGGUGCUGAGGCUCCAGCGAAACAACAUCAGCAGGCUGACGGACGGCGCCUUCUGGGGGCUGGCCAGGAUGCAGGCGCUGCACCUGGAGUACAACAGCCUGGCGGAGGUGAACAGCGGCUCACUGUACGGCCUCACGGCCCUGCACCAGCUCCACCUUGGCAACAACUCCAUCUCCCGGAUCCACCGCGAUGGCUGGAGCUUCUGCCAGAAGCUGCACGAGCUGAUUCUGUCCUUCAAUAAUCUCACCCGGCUGGACGAGGAGAGCCUGGCUGACCUGAGUAGCCUGAGCAUCCUACGCCUCAGCCACAAUUCCAUCAGUCACAUCGCGGAAGGCGCCUUCCGGGGACUCAAAAGCCUGCGCGUCUUGGACCUGGACCACAACGAGAUUUCGGGGACAAUCGAGGACACCAGUGGUGCUUUCACAGGGCUUGACAGCCUCAGCAAGCUAACUCUGUCGGGAAACAAGAUCAAGUCCGUGGCUAAGAGAGCGUUCUCGGGGCUGGAAGGUCUGGAGCACCUGAACCUUGGAGAGAAUGCAAUCAGAUCUGUCCAGUUUGAUGCCUUUGUGAAGAUGAAGAAUCUUAAAGAGCUCCACAUCAGCAGCGACAGCUUCCUGUGCGACUGCCAGCUGAAGUGGCUGCCCCCGUGGCUGCUGGGCAGGAUGCUGCAGGGCUUCGUGACAGCCACCUGUGCCCACCCAGAGUCACUGAAGGGCCAGAGCAUCUUCGCCGUGCCGCCAGAGGGUUUCGUGUGUGAUGACGUACCCAAGCCACAGAUUAUCACCCAGCCAGAGACGACCACAGCCGUGGUGGGCAAGGACGUCCGCUUCACUUGCUCGGCCGCCAGCAGCAGCAGUUCCCCAAUGACGUUCGCCUGGAAGAAGGACAACGAGGUGCUGGCCAAUGCCGAUAUGGAGAACUUCGCCCACGUCCGCGCUCAGGACGGGGAGGUGAUGGAGUACACCACCAUCCUGCACCUGCGCCGCGUCACCUUCGGGCACGAGGGCCGCUACCAGUGUGUCAUCACCAACCACUUCGGCUCCACCUACUCGCACAAGGCUAGGCUCACUGUGAAUGUGUUGCCGUCGUUCACCAAAAUGCCCCACGACAUCGCCAUCCGGACUGGCACCAUGGCCCGCCUGGAAUGUGCUGCCAGUGGCCACCCUAACCCCCAGAUUGCCUGGCAGAAGGACGGAGGCACAGAUUUCCCUGCUGCUCGUGAGCGACGCAUGCACGUCAUGCCAGACGACGAUGUGUUUUUCAUCACUGAUGUGAAGAUAGAUGACAUGGGGGUUUACAGCUGCACUGCCCAGAACUCGGCUGGCUCCAUUUCAGCGAACGCCACCCUGACGGUCCUAGAAACCCCGUCCUUGGCAGUGCCCUUGGAGGACCGCGUGGCAUCUGUGGGAGAAACGGUGGCUCUCCAGUGCAAAGCGACUGGAAGCCCUCCACCCCGCAUCACCUGGCUCAAGGGGGACCGGCCCCUGAUCCUCACAGAACGGCACCACUUCACCCCCGGCAACCAGCUGCUGGUCGUUCAGAACGUGGUGGUGGAAGAUGCGGGCCGGUACACCUGCGAGAUGUCCAAUGCCCUGGGCACCGAGCGUGCUCACAGCCAGCUAAGCGUCCUGCCCACUCCGGGCUGCAGGAAGGACGGCACCACUGUGGGCAUCUUCACCAUCGCCGUGGUGUGCAGUAUCGUGCUGACGUCCCUGGUCUGGGUGUGCAUCAUCUAUCAGACCAGGAAGAAGAGUGAGGAGUACAGCGUCACUAACACAGAUGAAACCAUUGUGCCACCAGAUGUUCCGAGCUACCUCUCUUCUCAGGGGACCCUUUCUGACCGACAGGAAACCAUGGUCAGGACUGAGGGUGGCCACCAGGCCAACGGGCACAUCGAGAGCAACGGUGUUUGUCCGAGCGAUGCAGGCCUCUUUCCAGAGGUGGAAGCUCAUGGCAUUACGUGCAGGCAGCCCAGGCUCUGCGUCGGGUACACGAAGGAGCAGUGGAAAGCGGUGGAGAAGGCCGAUGGCACACCUGGUCCACAGAAGAUGAUGGAGCACGGUGGCCCGGCGGUGUGCGGCGACUGCAGCAGUGAUGCACACAGUUACUCCGAGGAGCAGGCCUUCUGUCCUCAGCCUGUGCCCAGAGACAGUGCACAGCCAGGAACCCUGAGCGGCCUGGAGCCCAGCCCAAGUGACCGCCCACGCUCUCCACAGCAGCGGAGCAGCGGGGCUGCUGACGGGUCCCGCAGCCGCUGCAGGGGGUCCCUCUACCCUAGUAACCAUGACAGAAUGCUGGCAGCCUUGAAGAAGCCAGCGGCGCCUCUAGAUGGGAAAGGGGCCUCCUCUUGGACGAUAGCACGGUUGUGUGAGCUGGACCCCUUAGACCUGCAGCCUUCGUGUGCAUUAACUCCGGGCAAGCCUGAGCUCACAGAAGCUGCCUCGGGCUUUCCUGAUGUGCCCAGCGAAGGCCAGCACUUGCUUCUUUCCAAUGGACACCUCCCCCAAGCCUGUGACUCCAGUUCUGAGUCCACACCGGCAACGGGACAGCCGCCCGGGAGACGGAGCGCGCCGCUGCUGUUUGCACCCAAAAGCUAGGCUUUGUCUACCUCGGCUCUUGUGGCGUCCAUGUCUACAGGAAGGAGAGGUGGGUGAGGGAGCCUGGCGGCUUCAAGCAUCACUAAUUUGUACAUAGUUUUCACCUCCGUGUGGAGCGUCAGCAGUUUGAAGGACUUGGAGCUGAAGCACAGAAAUGCAAGAGGCUAUUGUGUACAAAAGGCAGAAAAGUAUUUGAUACCCUUGUACAUAAGAGUUUGCAGAGAUGGCAUAUAUAUUAUAUAUAUCUUUUACAGAGGCUAUUUUAAUCUUUAGUGCAUGGUUAACAGAAAAAAAAUUGUACAAUUUUGACAAUAUUAUUUUUCAUACCAGGUUGCUGUUUAAUUUUGGAGGGGGGGAUAGUUCUGGUGCCUUAAUGCAUGGAUGGAGCUCCUAGGAGCUACAAACCACAUUUGUUCACAGGAGUUUUUGGUGGGAGGGAGGGAGGGAAGUGAAGGUCCUUGGCUUGGUAUUGCACUUGCGAGGGCAGACCCCCCCCUCGUGUGCUUUACCGUCAGAGACUCUUUUGGCAUUGGAAGUACCUUCAUGUCAGUAUUGCUCAUGUGGAUGGCCUUGCUGCGACUUCCCCGUAGAGCCCAGAGGGGCAGAUGUCAUGUUCCUCUGCAGUGAUGGACUUCUCGUAGGUUUAAGUUCCUUCUCUAACAAACAAGUGGAAUGGAAGAGAGGUUGUUAAUCCACCACAAGCAAUUGGUUCAAACAAUUAAGCACUGCCUUUCUUCUUCCUUCUGUGAAAGGCGAAUGUGGUCUUGUCAGUAUCCUUUGAUGGUCACUUGACGCUUUUUAAUAAGAUAGAUAGAUAGAGGCUGCUGGUGUUGGUACCUGUGGAUUUUUCAAUAGCCAUGUUUUAGUUCUGCCGAUAUAAUUAAUAUUACAUCGGCCUUGGGGGAGGAAAAACCGAGUCCCUCCUUUUCAGGGCUAGCAAGUCUUUACUGACAGUGCAGAGCAGGCCUGUCCAUUUCCUUCCCUCGCACAGAUGGACCCGGGCUUGGACUCUAAGUGAUUAGCCCUUGACCUGGGUUCUGGGUAUAUUUGCACUUUUUUGAGACCUGUUGCUAACCAUCUUGUGAGUGCCAAUGUGUAUUUCAGGAAAAAUUACAUUGAAACAAGGUCCUUAAAAAUCUCAGAAAGCAGAGUUCCUUUGGCCAAAAAGCUGAAGGGAGGUACUGACAGAAUGGUUACUUACCUACGUUAAAUUUCACUGUCAGAUGUCAUCACUGUUCCACAAGGUAAGCACAGUUAGAAUUUUGUUCUCAACAGUUACCUGAUUCUCACUUCCACAAAAUAUGUGAAUUUGCUGCUUCUGAGAGGCAAUGUGAAAGAGGAAGUAUUACUUACUUUUAUGUACAAAGUUAUUUAUUUAUAGAAAUUUUGGUACAAUGUACAUUGAAAAGCAACAUGUAAAAUAUUGAAGUGUCUAACAAAUGGCAUUGAAGUGUCUUUAAUAA